GUGAAGCUCCAGCCCCGAGCCAUGUCCUGUUCCGAGAAGUGCCAAACGUGCGAGCCCUGCCCGCCCUGCCAGCCCUGCCAGCCCUGCGGCCCGACCCCGCUGGCCAACAGCUGCAAUGAGCCCUGUGUCAGGCAGUGCCAGAGCUCCAACGUGGUCAUCCAGCCCUCCGCCGUGGUGGUGACCCUGCCCGGCCCCAUCCUCAGCUCCUUCCCGCAGAACACUGUUGUGGGCUCCUCCACCUCCGCUGCCGUCGGCAGCAUCCUCAGCUGUGAGGGAGUGCCCAUCAACUCCGGGGGCUUUGACCUCUCCUGCAUCACCAGCCGCUACUGCGGCAGCAGAUGCAGACCCUGCUGA
Molecule: messenger RNA, 354 nt
Organism: Nestor notabilis (Kea)
Lineage: Eukaryota; Metazoa; Chordata; Aves; Psittaciformes; Psittacidae
Gene: ODF1
Product: outer dense fiber of sperm tails 1
Exons: 1
Cellular component (GO): intermediate filament
Molecular function (GO): structural constituent of cytoskeleton
Source: RefSeq, a predicted model, not a curated record